AUGGCGGAGAUCUAUAAUACGGACCGCUUCGCCGAGCUUUAUUACCCAUCGAAUACCGCCGACCUCCUGCAGCUUGGCCUGGCGGCUAGAUUCAUAGCGACCCUCUUCGAGGCCCACCAGGUCACAUACGCCUUCAUUGGCGGCUGGGCCGUCUAUUUAAGAGGGGGACGCCGCCGCACCCAAGAUAUUGAUAUCACCGUGGGGACGACAAUGGACAAUUUGAAACAGAUCCUGACCGCGCAAUCUCGAAUCCACUUCCCAGCUAUCCACGGACGCACCUCGGUCCAAAUAUUCAUCGACACCGGGCACAGCGUGGAUGAUGAGUUCCCUCACGUCCCCGACUUGGCAGUCAGCAUGGACAUAGUGAUCAGUGGGCCAUCGAUAGGCAACCUGGGGACCCCGGCGGAUCUACAAUCCUCGCGGGAACCCAUCAACCCCCAUAGACCCACGCCGCUGGGCUCACCGGUGCUGGUGCUUGGCCUAGUCUUUCAGAUUUACGCCAAGCUCGACGCGUUCUUUCGGCGCGGCGAACAGGGCAGUAAAGACUUUCUGGAUCUGGAAUUUCUGUUCACUCAAUACGCGGCCCAGAUCCCUACUUUCCGAGAUUAUUAUGAUAUCGAGCAGCGGCGCUACUUCUAUACCCAAUAUGCCGCUGCCUAUGUGGCGUUUCCAGAUCAAGUGGAAAAUAUGAGGAUUCUACUGGGCCUUUGA
Penicillium macrosclerotiorum is the source of this 711-nucleotide messenger RNA. RefSeq lists its product as uncharacterized. NCBI's taxonomy places the organism in Eukaryota, Fungi, Ascomycota, Eurotiomycetes, Eurotiales, Aspergillaceae. The transcript has 3 exons. The coding region runs from base 1 to 711 and encodes 236 amino acids. The record is from RefSeq and is a predicted model, not a curated record.